ACAAAUAAUAAAGCCGCGGAGCAAUAGCAAGGGAUCUUCCCUCUUCCCCGCAAGGGAUAGAAAGCAAGAAACGAGGCAAGGAAGAAGAAAAAAAAAACAGGAAAAAAAGAGAUUGACGAAGAGGAAGAAAACUAGAAGAAAGUGGUUUUUCCUUGUAAAAAAAGCAGACUCGGUGCAUGGACAACAAUAUAUAAAAGAAGAAUAGGUAAAGGAGGAGGAGGAGGAGGAGGGCGUGUAGAGAUAGUCUGCGCCACCACCACCACCACUACCAAAGAAGAGGACCGGAAACCAUGUCUGCCAUAGUGUGCGGAAAGAGAUCCUUCUUCGAAGACGUUCACUCGCCACCUCAAUCGGUUUCUUCCAAGAGGCUCCGCUGCUCUCCCUCUGCUUCUCCCCUCCGUUUAUCCAUUGAUACCACCUCUUCUGCCAUCUCUCAUCUCAGGUCCAUCUUCCCCGACAUGGACAAACAGCUUCUUGAGAGAGCACUUGAAGCAUGCGGCAACGAUUUGGAUUCUGCCAUCAAGAGUUUGAAUGAACUUUGCUUAGGGUCUGGAGAGAAAAACUUAGAUUCUGCUGACAGCAAUUCUGAUCUGAGAAUGGGAGCAGAUGUUCAACUGUCAUCACAAGGUGGUGAUGCUGCUCCAGAGGAUGCAUCUGCAAACAACCUUCCGGCUGAUGGCUCUGAAUGGGUGGAACUGCUUGUGAGGGAAAUGAUGAAUGCUUCAGACAUGGAUGAUGCCAGAGAUCGUGCUUCAAGAGUAUUAGAAGUAUUGGAGAAAUCCAUUUUGGAUCGUGUAAGUGCUGAAGAAACAGAAACACACAAGGAAAAUAUGAUUCUGAAGGAGCAAGUAGCAGUACUCAUUCGAGAUAACACUAUUCUCAAACGAGCAGUGGCUAUACAACAUGAGCGUCACAAAGAGAAUGAUGAGAGGAACCAGGAGUUGCAGCAUUUGAAACAGGUCGUGUCACAGUAUCAGGAGCAACUGAGAACACUUGAGGUGAAUAACUAUGCAUUGACAAUGCAUUUGAGACAAGCCCAGCAGAGUAGUUCCAUUCCAGGCCGUUUCCACCCUGAUGUCUUCUAAGGUGUUUGGUCUGUGUGUGUGUGGGUUGCAUACUGAAAACCAUGAAUUGUAAUGGACUAUUAUGCUGUAUCUGUUGCAAUACUUGGGAGUGGAAAUUCAUAUAUUAUAAUAAGUUGAUAAAAUUUCAGAUUGACUUUCCUUUA
Molecule: messenger RNA, 1228 nt
Organism: Magnolia sinica
Lineage: Eukaryota; Viridiplantae; Streptophyta; Magnoliopsida; Magnoliales; Magnoliaceae
Exons: 5
Coding region: 291-1085 (264 amino acids)
Molecular function (GO): ubiquitin binding
Source: RefSeq, a predicted model, not a curated record